CCAUAGAUACAGGCUCCUACAACAGCUCUCCUCUAGCACCGGUAGUCCGCUGACUUCUCCGGGCAAUGACAGCUCCUGCAUGAAGCAGCUAAUGUUUACACUUUCAAUUUCCCACCAGAACGUUCUACCGGAUGGUUGCUAAACAGGCUAUUCUUCAUCAUUGGAUUAACGGACAUCCAGCGACUGCUUCGCUCCGACAGGCCGGAGAUUUGUGUCGCUGGACAGGGAGGAGUCUCCGUUAUUCCACCGUUGGCUGGAGGAUCCAGGCCCAGCAUGUCUGCUUUUUAAUAUUACAGCUACCUGCAGAGCCGAGGCUAUACACAAGGACGCAAAUGCGCUCUUAGAAGAUGGAUGUGAGUGCUGGCAGGGACAGCACCUGGAGGAGAACAGCACGAGCUGAAGAUGAGGAGGAUGGAGGAGGAGCAGGAGGAGGAGGCAUGGAGGCUCAGGUUGUACCACUGGAGCUCUACGAUUGUGCCAGGUCCAAAAUAGAAGCUAACCUACGCUGGUUGUUUGCUAAAGCCUACGGCAUAGAUAACAUCCCUACAGAUCUUCGGGAUCCAUUUUAUACAGACCAGUAUGAGCAGGAGCACAUCAAGCCCCCCAUCAUCAACCUGCUGCUGUCUGGAGAGCUCUACAGCCGAGUGUGUGGGCUCAUCCUUCCAGCUGAACAGGCCGCCUCCCUGCAAAGCCACCAGUCUGUCAUCAAAGCCCUCUCUAGGAAAGGAAUCUAUGUCUUGGAGACCAACAACACGCCAGUGUCUGAUCGGGAUCUCAGCUCCUCUCCUAUUAAAAUGAAUUCCCACGUCCACCUGAUCGAUGCUCUGAUGAUGGCCUAUACGGCAGGAAUGAUCAGCACAGAGAAGGUGGUGUCGUCUGUGAAGCGAUUUUCAAACAUCACUGCCUCCAAGGAGCUUCCUUAUGACCUGGAAGAUGCUAUGAUCCUUUGGAUUAACAAGGUCAACAUGAAGAUGAAGGAGCUGACAGAAAAAGAGAGUAAAAUGAAGCAGCACCUCAUGGAGUCACCAGGUCACCAUAAGUCCCCCUCCAAAUGGUACUGGAAGCUGGUACCUGUACGGUACCGCAGAGAUCAUCUCUCAGGUCGCACUCUUCAGCACUUCCCCUUGUUGGAAGACUUAUUGAAGGAUGUGAGUGACGGCACAGCCCUGCUUGUUCUGAUCCACUUCUAUUGCCCGGAUCUUAUUAGACUUGAAGAUAUCUGCUUGAAGGAAGUUCCCUCCAUAGCAGACAGCUUGUACAACAUCCAUCUGCUAAAAGAGUUUUCUGUUGAAUAUCUGAACCAGUGCUUCUAUCUGAAUCCAGAGGAUCUUCUCUACUCACCACCUUUACUGAAGAAUAAUGUGAUGGUCUUCAUUGCUGAGCUUUUCUGGUGGUUUGAGAAUUUGAAGCCAGACUUUGUUCACCCCAGAGACCUUCAGGAGGUCAAAGAUGUGAGAGUGCUGCUGCAGCCCAGAAAUUCACGGUCUCAUGUACCCAUCUCAAAUGUCACCAAACAAAGCUUCCUGCCAACGUCAAACUCAGCUGACAUCUUCAUCACAAACCACAGCAAUGAGCCAAGCUCUAACUCACCGUCUAGCCCAUCUCAGUCCUUACCGCCCCCUAGACGGAGACAAGAGAACGCUGUUGAGAGGGGCCCUUCAGGUUUUGCUUCUCAAGAUGUAAGAAACCGGCCAAACUCCACUGUGCAAACAGAUGGACAGCGUCAAGACUCCAUAUUGGCAUGGCCAGAAAGAAGGGCGAGACCUUUGUCUCAGCCAAUGCCGUAUGCAGUGCAUUUUGCCAAAGAAGAUAAUGAGGACAGCAUUAGCCUCGCUCGGUCCAUCAGCAAGGACAGUUUGGCCUCUAACAUCAUGAGCAUGACCCCGAAACACAAGCUAGGAUCAGUUCUGCCUCACAGACUCAGUGGCCAAAGCCUUCUCAGUCACAUGCGCAUAGAGGACGAAGAAGAGGAAUUUGAGGAGGAGGAACUGGUUGCUGUCAUUCAUCCAUCCAAUCUUUCUCGACGUCGAAUCGUGAGCGAAAUGGAGCAGGAUGAACUGGAAGCACAGAUUGGACCGUCAUUCAGCAGGGUUUCUGAUGGCUCUCAUGUUGCCCGUCAAGACUCAAGUCCAUUUGCUCAUGACCAUCAGGCGGGAGGUUACUAUCUGGAACCUUUAAUACCAACUGUCCCAAAGCAAGCCAAGGAGAAGGGUAUAUCAGUGAACAAGCAGGAGGAAAGUGGGGAGAAUCACUGCAGGGCAGUAGCAGCAGUGAAAAAAAACCCUACAAAUAUACCAAACUCCUCAAAAAGGAAGUUCCCCGUGGUUGAUUCAGUACUCACUUCUCCCAGGCCCCCUGUCGAGGGGUCAGUUGAUGCCCCCCAGUCUCCAGGCUUUUUUCUUCACUUGGGGGCUGAAUCAGAAAAGCACACUCAUAUCUCAGCUGUCACAGAAGCAGGGCAAGACUCUGACUCCGACAUUGCUGACCUCGAAGAAGACGAUGAGGAGGACGACCAGACAGAGCUGGAGAAGACUUUGAGGGUGAAUCGUUUAGACAAGAGCAACAUCGAUGAAUUUGGAAAUGGAGAAGUUGAGUCGGCAAAGCUUAGAGAGGACUUGAAGGUAAGCGAGCAUGAGGAUAAAGAAGAUGCAAGCGGACGUUCAAGCCCUUGUCCCAGCACCGUGUCAUGGGCGAGCAGCUGCAGCGCCUCGGGUAGCAUAGGAGUCAAAAUGACCAGCUUUGCAGAGAGAAAGCUUCUUAAACUUGGCCUUCGUGAGGGAUACUCAAGUACAAGUAGCUCCCAAAAGACCACACCUGAUGGGUCCGAGAUUCCCCCUCCAUGGCAUGUGAAGGAUUCUAAUCCCAUGUUGGGGAAGAAUAUAACUGCUGGCUCUUUUGUUCCCUCAGAGCUGCUUCAGCUUCACAUGCAGCUGGAAGAGCAGAGACGUUCAAUAGAAUAUCAGAAGAAGAAGAUGGAAGCCCUGUCAGCUAAGCAGAGACUAAAGCUUGGAAAAGCUGCAUUUUUGAACAUUGUAAAGAAAGGUGGAGGAAGGAGUGACACACUUCCUUUACCCCUAAAAAAGCCCAAGGAGUCUACUGGAUCAACAUCUACAGAGAGGAGGAAAGCAAAGCCGCAGUCAUGUAAAGAUGAUUUAUGUCUCGAUGCUCUGAAAAGUCAAACAGAGGGACGGCCGAUAAACAGAGACAAGAGCUGGAACUCUCUUUCUCAGGAUAACAGUCCUGAACCAGAUUUCAAUGAAUGCUCCCACUCUAUAGAUCUACUCAAUCAAGCUAUCAGCUCUAUCCAGCAACAGAUGAUGCAGCUUUCCUUGCAGCAAGAUUUUCUGAUGAAACAAAAUGUGGUCUCACCACCAGAGCAUGCACAAACAGAUAAAAGCACAGACUCCGGGAUAGAUCCAAAUACACCCCAAACAGUAUCCUCUACCUCAGACUCUAAAGCCUUUGCAGCUCACUUUGUAGAUAUCGGUGGCAGUAGUUCGAUGCCUUCCCGCCGUCCUCCCAAACUUACUUCCAGCCAACGAAACAAAGUAGAGCGCAAACAAAUGAAAGAAAAAAGCAAACCGGCUUUAAGUAAGUCCAACGACCCGCUCCAGGUAAUCACGACUUCUUCACGGGAAUCUAAUGAUGAAGAACUGGAGACAGCCAGUGCUGCUGAAGUACAGAGCGUUCAGAGGGGUGCUACAUUCAGAGUGCAUGGAAGCACUGAAAAGGGAAGUGCGCACUCUCCAGGCAAACUAAAAUCCCAUAACUCGCAAGUUAUGUUCAAGACAUCUGAAUCUGCAUCACUGGAAGCAGAACAAGAGGUGGACCAAGCAGCCAACUACAGCAAACAGAAUGACUGUGCCGAUGAGAGCGCCAGGAUCAAGAGUCAGCUGAUCGAGGUGGACCUGUCAGAGCUAAAGGAUACAGUGGAGGAUGCCGGCGCAGAUGUCCUAGAAAGCUCAGCAGAAGCUGAGCAGAAAGGUGUAAUAGGCUUCUUCUUUAAGGAUGAUGAGAAGGCAGAGGAUGAAAUGGCAAAACGCCGUGCCGCCUUCCUCCUCAAACAGCAGCGCAAAGCUGAGGAGGCCAGACUCCGGAAACUGCAGCAAGAAGCAGAAAGUGAGAUAAAACGUGAUGAGGCUCGACGGAAAGCAGAGGAGGACCGUAUUCGUAAAGAAGAAGAGAAGGCCCGUCGAGAGCUUAUCAAACAGGAGUAUCUGCGGAGAAAGCAAGAAGCUCUUAUGGAAGAACAGGGUCUCACUAAGCCUCGCACCAGGACCAAACCUCGGAGGAACAGACCCAAAUCCAUGCAUCGGGGAGAAACCAGCAGCCUUCCUAAAGGAUCCACAACUCGUGAUUCUCUGAAGGUGUCAAUGUUAAUCAAAAACCAGAGUUCAGGAGCAGCCUGCAGGGGAGCUGAUCUGAGCUUCAGUCAUCGAGGAUCAACACUGUCGUUGGUGACUGAUGCAGACAGCGUCAUCUCUGGUGGGGCAGACUCAAACAGGGCUGCAUCUGUGUGUUCUGUGGAUUCGUUCCCUAUGCUGAGCAGGGCAUCCAGCAGGAACAUGGACCGAGACUGGGAGAGCGCUUCCAUAGCCUCAUCAGUCAUUUCAAUGGAGUACAGUGGUCCUAAACUCUUCAAGGAACCAAGCUCCAAAUCCAACAAGCCAAUCAUCAUCAAUGCCAUCGCCCACUGCUGCCUGGCUGGGAAGGUUAAUGAGGUUCAGAAGAACGUUAUCCUUGAGGAAAUGGAAAAGUGUGAAUCCAACCACCUCUUCAUCCUCUUCCGCGAUGGCGGGUGUCAGUUUCGAGCCAUUUACACAUACUCACCAGACACCGAGGUGAUCGUCAAGUACACGGGCACAGGGCCGCGCACCAUCACCGCCAAGAUGAUCGACAAGCUGUACAAAUACAACUCAGACCGCAAGCAAUUCACCGUGAUCCCCGCCAAGACUGUGUCCGUUAGCGUGGAUGCUCUGACCAUCCACAACCAUCUGUGGCAGAUCAGGAGACCAGGGAGCGCUCGGAGAAAAUGAGCAAAAAUGACACUGUUUGUGUUUAAUAAGCUACAGUUGGGCAGGACCCAAAAAAAGUACAAACUUGAAGAAGAUUGAUGGGAUUAGAAGGAAAGUUAGAUGAUCUAUGGCAGUGUGAGUAUUUAGCACCCACUAACUCACUGUACUCUGUCUUUUCAAUUCGUUACCUUUUAUUAUGCAUGGUACACCUAUUUUAAUUUUAUCAUAAUCCAAAGCCACCUACCGUAGUCUUGUCCCGCAAAAUCUCCUUCCAGAAGCAAACAUGCUAUGCUACUGAUGCAAAGUGCAGCUUUAGGCAGGCUGUGAUGUACCAAGUCAGGACUUUAAAGUUUGUAAACUCAGCUUGGCAUUUAAAAGCAAAAAAAAAAAAAAAAAAAACAACAACUACCGG
Cyprinodon variegatus (sheepshead minnow) is the source of this 5427-nucleotide messenger RNA. RefSeq names its product calmodulin-regulated spectrin-associated protein 1-B-like. The record is from RefSeq and is a predicted model, not a curated record. Gene Ontology annotation, molecular function: calmodulin binding; microtubule minus-end binding; spectrin binding. The transcript is spliced from 20 exons. Lineage: Eukaryota; Metazoa; Chordata; Actinopteri; Cyprinodontiformes; Cyprinodontidae. Gene Ontology annotation, biological process: neuron projection development; cytoplasmic microtubule organization; negative regulation of microtubule depolymerization. Bases 348 to 5036 code for a protein of 1562 amino acids. Gene Ontology annotation, cellular component: microtubule minus-end.